This is a messenger RNA of Paramormyrops kingsleyae, 3862 nucleotides long. Lineage: Eukaryota; Metazoa; Chordata; Actinopteri; Osteoglossiformes; Mormyridae. The record is from RefSeq and is a predicted model, not a curated record.
AUGAGGAGGUUGGGUUCUCCCAGUCAGGAGUAUCUGAAUGACGGGGAUUCCCUUGGGGGCGUGGCCAUGGUGAUGCAGUCGCGGCGAUGUCCCGUGGCUCGUUCUGCCCAGGGAAGAGAACUGCUGCUGACUCUGGCCCUGGGUCAGGUCCUCUCUCUCCUCAUCUGCGGCAUCGGCCUGACGAGCAAGUACCUAGCGGACGACUUCCACGCCAACACGCCCGUCUUCCAGAGCUUCCUCAACUACAUCCUGCUGUUCCUGGUCUACACCACCACGCUAGCAGUGAGGCAAGGAGAGGAGAAUUUGCUGGCAAUACUGAAGAGACGAUGGUGGAAAUAUAUGAUUCUGGGAUUAAUAGACAUAGAAGCCAACUACCUGGUGAUCAAAGCCUACCAGUACACGACGCUGACCAGUGUACAGCUCCUGGACUGCUUCGUCAUCCCUGUGGUGCUGCUGCUCUCCUGGUUCUUCCUGCUCGUCAGGUACAAGGUGGUGCACUUCGUGGGCGUCGGCGUCUGCCUGCUGGGUAUGGGCUGCAUGGUCGGCGCCGACGUACUGGUGGGCCGGCAGCAGGGCCUGGGGGACCACAAGCUCCUGGGGGACCUGCUGGUGCUGGCGGGGGCCACGCUGUACGGGAUCUCCAAUGUGUGUGAGGAGUUCAUCGUGAAGAACUUGAGCCGCGUGGAGUUCCUGGGGAUGAUGGGCCUCUUUGGCUCUUUCUUCAGCGGCAUCCAGCUAGCCAUAAUGGAGCACAAGGAGCUGCUGAAGGUGCCCUGGGACUGGCAGAUAGGUCUCCUCUACAUCGGCUUCAGUGCCUGCAUGUUUGGCCUGUACAGCUUCAUGCCCGUGGUCAUCCGGAGGACCAGUGCCGCCGCGGUCAACCUCUCCCUGCUCACUGCCGACCUCUACGGGCUCUUCUGUGGCUUGUUCCUUUUCCAGUACAAGUUUUCAGGGCUGUACCUGCUGUCCUUCUUCAUCAUCGUCUUGGGGCUGAUCCUGUACUACUCCUCUUCAACAUACGUGGCCCAGGACCCCCGCGUCUACAAGCAGUUCCGUAACACCGGCGGCCCAGUCGCAGAGGCGCCCCCCCUCGGGCCCGUGGAGCCGUCAGUCACCUACACCAGCUUAGGUCAAGAGGUGGAGGAGGAGCCUCGGAUCCGGGUGGCCUGAGGGGGCGGAGCCAGUGAGUGAGAGGCGGCGCCACGGCCUUCUCACCUCCUCCCCCCCCCCCCCCCCCCCCCCCCCGAUGUCUAAAGAGAGGGAAAACAAAGAAAUGAACAAAGAAAAAAGUAGCAAAAGAGCAGAAGUACACUGUGAUCACAAACUGUGAAUAGCUACCAGUGACAAUUUAAGAUUUUUUCCAAGUCAUAUAUAUACAAAUAAAUAUAUAUAUAUAAAUAUAAAUAUAUAUCUAUAUCACCCCAUCUUCUACCCUUCUACAUUUUAUGCUGUUUAGAAAGGUUUGUGGUGAAUAUGUAUGCGUGCAGAAGCUCUGUUGUGAUGAUUAUUACACUGGCGUAUAAACUUUGGGAAAGUUUAAGCUUUGUCACGAAGCUGUAAGUGGGGUCUGUCUCCUCAGAGUCAUGUUUUAAGAUUCAUCUCAUUUAAACUUCUCCUCGCUCAAGAACUCAAUGACUGGAGAAUAUCAGCUAAUACAUAGGUUUAGGCGAGAGCCAGUGCCUUGCUCUGUAUCACUGUUGUGUGUUACGAUAUCAGCAGUUGAAAAGGCCUCAGAGCACAGCAGGUGUGUUCUGGUGAUCCUGAGAUGAGUAUUAGCCUUUCUGACUGUUGACUAUCAUGCAUUGGCUUUGAUUUUCAGAAAUAUGUUUACAUGUUUUUCUCUGUAAAAUAUAUGCUCUAAUUCAACUCAAGCAACUGCAUAUGUUAUACAUUACUGGUCCAAAACCAACCUCUUUAGACCAGAAUCUCUGAUUUCAAAGAUUCCAGUGAUACAUUUCCUUUAUACAGUUAGUUUACAGAUCACGGCAUUGAAAAAGACAAUGUGGAUUUUCUUACUUCACUUAUAUUACUCUCUGGUUCAGACCAGCAUUUCAGAUGGUUAAUGUGGGUUCAUGUGUCUCAACAACUGGACUUUGCUCUCUUACAAUUUGACUUCUUUAGAGCCGUGAAAUAUCCCUCUAGUCUUUCUUCCUAGUGCAGUUCUUUCCAGCUUUCGAUAGCAUAUACAUUGUAUCGUCUAAAUUUACAAUUAAUUCACCUUUCCAGUUUUCAUAAAUAGACGGUGACGGGAGGGGGUGUUGGGGGGGGGUGUGGCUACCCCCGUAGUUUCAGGAUGCCCAGCACUUUAUAGGGCCCCCUGAAUAUGAAAAAUAAUAAUGAACACGUUCUGGGUACAUCACACAUCCAUAAUUUCUACUAUGGUGGGGGCCAAGAAGACAUUUUGUCGGUGGCCCAGAAUCCCUAGCUACGCCCCCUGGUGGCGGGCAUGUACGGUGAUCCACCAUGAAUGAGCAUCCAUGUGUAAUGGCUUAAGGGUCAGUUCUGAAGUGUUUACACAGCAGGCAUUUUCCCGAAUAGAGAAAGUUGUAAGGGAAUCUGAGGUUGGAUGGACGAUGAUGCUUCCCAUCCAAACUUUGACAUUCCAGGAACUCUUACAGCCUUUUCCGCAGUGGUUUUGGUUUAACUUUGCAUUUCCCAACAUCUUCUUUACUUAAGUAAUUUCUGUUAUUAUAUCAGGAUUGCAACACUAUUACCGUUUCUCCGCACCAGUCUAGCUCAUCAGCAGUGGGCAAUUAAGAACAUGACCAGGCUUAAAUGACGGAAAUAAAGGACAAUAUCUCUCAUUACCAGUUACUUUUGUAUGGACAAUUCCCUUUAUAAACGUCGUCUGAUGAUACUGUCAGAAUGAUAUUGUUCUUAAGGGUUAUACAUACAACUUAUUAGGAACCAAUCAAGAUUUCUGGUAAUCUGACCAUGAACUGAAUGUGUACUAUUUUAAAAAUGAAAAUGUAUUUAAUUUUUACUACUUUUUGAAUGUACAAUUCAGAUUGUCAGAAAAGGCAGUUGCGGAAAUAUAUUCCGAACACCGUUGCUCUUUUAAAUUGUUUUCCUUCAAAUGUAUGUAAUUUUAAAGUGCAUAGAUGUACCUGGUACAAAUUUUAAGGUAACUUAAAUCGACAUUCAGCUGACCAUGUAAUGCUGUUAACACACUGGAUAUACGUGGUACGGUUGAAGACUACCGUUGAUUUUUGUUCUGCCACUUCUGAUUAACAUUUGGUUAUUUGAUAGUACUUAUGGAGUUGUGUUAGUGCGGUUUUAAGUGUAACUCCAGUUUCCUUGUGAAUUUCCCCUUUGAAAAAACUGAAAUGUGUUGGAUCAAAAUGUUUUAAACGCCAAAUACACCGGAAGAGAAAAACAUUCACGCUGAUACCAUUUGGUACGAACUGAAACAUUUUCAUCAUCAUACUUUAAAGGCUGAGGUCACUGUUUCGUCUAAUCUGAUGAUUUGUGCCAUUAAUAUUUUGAUAAAUGUGUAGUUUAUAUAUUAUUUGUUUAAACAAUUGAGUUGAAUUCAAAAAUAGUAAUGAUUACAUAAUGUACCCCAUGGGUAAAUCUUUUUGUUAAUUAAAAAAAGAAUCCUUACACAGCACAGUUAAGUAAAAGAUGUAAAUGUAAAAUAAAUUAAAAAAAACACAUGGUUUCCAUGAAUAAAAAUGAAAUAUGAAACAUUUUUGAUAUUUGCAUGCUCGGAAUGGACUGGCCGUGGUUAUGUGGUAACUGUAAAAUGUUUUCAAAUAAAUGCUUUAUGAAAAUUGCACACAAGUAACACAAACAUCUAUGCUGUUCUUUUAUUUAUUCUCAUCAAACUCUUUUUGAAAUAAAAACAAUUUGUCUUAUGAAA